GGCUUACCAUUAUCUGUUUCUUAUAUACUUAAGUAGGCUAGACAUUGUAGGUGGAGUAUAUUGAUACGUAUAUAUACUCACAGAUAAAGACAUGUAUCACACGCUUUCUCAUGAAAAAUGGCGGAAAUUGCUAGAAAACCAACAACAUCUACAGCUACUACUCUAAAAGCCAAACGGGUCUUCCAUUCUAGCCCCAACAAUAUCCAUUCACAGACCCAGUUCUUGAAAUUCGUGUUCUUCGACUUCUUCUUCUAGCACUGGCAGUCCACACCAACCCAGUUGAAUCAAGAUUUUCUUGUGUUUUUUUUUAAACCAAAUUUGUUGUUUUAAUUGUGGGUUUGGUAAUGGCUGUGACUAUGGCUUCUGGGAGUACUUCAUUUGGGCUUUACACUAAUUUGAGAGGAGUUGAGAAGCAACCCUUCUCUUUCUCUAGAGUAGGCGUCGUUGGAGCCUUUUAUGGGUUCGAUUCAGUUCGCCGUUUCGGUAUUUCUCACAAGGGAAGAUUGUCAUCUUCAGUAAUCACACUCGUUCCAAGAGCAUCAGCUGCCACAGCUGUGGAGGAUGGAAGUUAUCGGGAGACUGACUCAAUUCCAACACCCAAAGUUAUAAUCGACCAAGAUUCAGAUCCUAAUGCGACUGUGGUGGAGAUAACCUUCGGCAAUCGCCUUGGAGCGCUUCUUGACACUAUGAAUGCACUUAAGAACCUCGGGCUGAACGUUGUCAAGGCAAAUGUCUAUCUUGAUUCUUCUGGAAAGCACAACAAAUUCGCCAUCACUAGAGUUGACACUGGUAGAAAAGUUGAUGAUCCGGAAUUGCUUGAGGCAAUUCGUUUGACAAUUAUAAACAAUCUUCUUGAGUAUCAUCCGGAGUCAAGCUCCCAGUUAGCAAUGGGAGCAGCCUUCGGAAUUGAGCCGCCACCUCAAACGGUUGACGUGGACAUAGCAACCCGAGUCAAUGUUUAUGAUGAUGGCCCUAAUCGGAGCUUACUGUAUGUGGAAGCGGCAGACCGCCCUGGAUUACUGGUGGAUCUCGUAAAGAUGAUUACCGACAUAAACAUUGCCGUGGAAUCAGGGGAAUUUGACACUGAGGGUUUAUUGGCCAAGGCAAAGUUCCAUGUCAGCUACCGGGGUAAAGCCAUCAUCAAGCCCCUUCAACAGGUUCUUGCUAAUAGUUUGCGAUAUUCCUUGAGGCGCCCAACAACCGAAGAGUCAAGUUUUUGAGAUCUUUGAGUUGGAUGACCACACCAGAUCGCUAUGUAGGUAAUAGUGGAUUCUGGCAAUGCCGCCCUUAACCCAUGCCGGAUUGUCGUUGUAACUUUGUCUAAUGAAGCAUGGGUGAACAGAAGAGAUGAGAGAGGCAUCAAUGCCUUGGCAGCUCUGACAUUGUAUAAGCCAUUUGUACUGUACCCAAUGUUGUAAAAUGAUAACCGUUUAUACCACUUCUAGGUGUUUUGUAAGGGGAAAGAGAAGCUGUUAUCAUAUUUCUCAUGCACAAACCAUACCUGCACUUUGGUUUC
This is a messenger RNA of Rhododendron vialii, 1516 nucleotides long. RefSeq names its product ACT domain-containing protein ACR11. The record is from RefSeq and is a predicted model, not a curated record. Gene Ontology annotation, cellular component: chloroplast thylakoid membrane; chloroplast stroma. Lineage: Eukaryota; Viridiplantae; Streptophyta; Magnoliopsida; Ericales; Ericaceae. The coding region runs from base 345 to 1220 and encodes 291 amino acids. The transcript is spliced from 10 exons.